AUGGCGCAUUCUGCCACUGCUUCUGAAACACUGCCUCCCUCGACGCUGGACACCACCGAAAACAAUCUCCAGCCCUUUUUUGUUCUUCACAGAGCAUUGUCUCAGAAACCCGAGAAAAAACCAUCUGGAACAGGGAAAACCAGGAGGCGUAUUGAUCUGUCUCCAUCAUUAACUAAGAAUGGUGAGAGCUUAGAUGCUGAGAAAGCUGAAGCAUGCGAUGAUCAUCGGCAUGUGAGCAUGAAAAUGGAAGCUUUUAAGGCUGUUUGGUCAAAGAUCAAGUCAACCAUUGAAGAUGUUUUGAGGGAUAUCAACACUAAUGCAUUCAAUGAGAUACAUUGUUGGGUUCGUGAGUCUUUCAACACCAUCACAUCAUUUACAAAACCUACAUUUCCUGAAGCAACCAGGUCUUUUCCAAUGGUAACAGAUGCUACCUCUAAACAACUAUUCGCUGGGCUGGUUCUCACCAAGAAUAUGGAGUUUGUUGAUGAUCUGCUGACAUUCAAAGAGCUUGGUUCACAUUUGAAAUCUCAAGGAUGCCAUGUGGCUAACCUUUCCUCACUGGAUUUUUCUGUGAAAAAUGGUAUUGGUGGUUGUUUAAGAAGUUUAUUGAGACAGUUCUUAAUGGUUACUUUGGAUGCAGCUGAUGUAUCCAUCUUAGCAACAUGGUACAGGGAACAAGGAAGCUGUAAUAAUCCAGUGGUUAUAAUAAUAGAGGAUAUGGAUCGAUGUAGUGGGUCUGUCUUGUCUGACUUCAUCCUCAUGCUGAGGUAUGUGGGUGCAUUUUUGUCAUCUUCCCAUCCUGCUUUACUCAUUGCAUUUUGUGCUAUCAGUUCUGUUACUUAA
Dovyalis caffra is the source of this 843-nucleotide messenger RNA. NCBI's taxonomy places the organism in Eukaryota, Viridiplantae, Streptophyta, Magnoliopsida, Malpighiales, Salicaceae. The record is from the annotation of a GenBank genome assembly.